CCUCCACUUAAGAAAAUUAGGUCUCAAAAUAUGCGUUCAAGAAUAGACGUAUAGACAGGAGUAUAUAUUUUUCUUGAGAGACGUAUACAGUCUUUGAGCCAAUAUCCUUGCCUCAUCAAAUAAGAGUAACCCAGGAGGAAGAGAAGCAAGGGAAGAAAGAAGAUAUACUUCUUUUAACUACUAUUUUAUUGUUAAUUUAUUUGGGCUUUCUUUGCUAGGUUUAUUUCCCACAAAAUGGGGAGAGGAAAGGUGGUGUUGGAGAGAAUAGAGAACAAAAUCAAUCGCCAGGUAACAUUCUCCAAGAGAAGAAAUGGUAUGCUGAAGAAAGCCUAUGAGCUCUCGGUGCUGUGUGAUGCUGAGGUUGCCCUUAUUAUCUUCUCUAGCCGGGGCAAGCUCUCUGAAUUUGGCAGCAGCACCAGUGUGUCUCAGACCCUGGAAAAAUACUGGCAGCAUCGCUACACCUCUGACGUCCAUUUUGCAGAUGAAACGCAGACUUUAUACCAAGAGGUGUUGAGGUUAAAGGCAAAACAUGAAUCUCUUCAGCUCUCACAAAGGCGUCUUCUUGGAGAAGAGCUUGAAGAACUUAGUAUGAAAGAGCUCUAUAAUAUUGAGAAACAGGUUGACAGAGCUCUCACACAAGCUAGACAGAAGAAGGUGCAGUUGUUGUUGGAACGAAUGGAAGAGUUACGCAAAAGGGAAGUUGAACUUGAAGACGAAAACAAACAGCUUAAGUCUCAGCUAGAGUUAGAGCAAAGUUUUCAAGCAGCUCAAGGGUUGGGAGAUCCUAACAUAGAAGCCGGUUAUGAGGAUAAUAUACCUCCUUCACAAGCUAAUCAUGCACAUCUACCCUCAUUACCGCAGGGGUACCAUCAGUUUAUUCCCCAAGAAAGGGCAAGUGAAGCUAGGUUGGACAAAGGCGCGAAUAAGCCUACUGCAGGAUGGCUUUGAUCCCUUCCACCUGUGCCAGGCGCAAGAAAUUCUUCAUUAUGAUUUCUAUCUUAAUUUCUAAUAAUACAAUAAUCUAUACAGUGAUGAUUUGAGCGCUCGAAAAGCUUCAUUUGAUAGACGUUUAUAUUUGCUA
Molecule: messenger RNA, 1081 nt
Organism: Theobroma umbraticum
Lineage: Eukaryota; Viridiplantae; Streptophyta; Magnoliopsida; Malvales; Malvaceae
Product: agamous-like MADS-box protein MADS3
Biological process (GO): positive regulation of transcription by RNA polymerase II
Cellular component (GO): nucleus
Molecular function (GO): RNA polymerase II transcription regulatory region sequence-specific DNA binding; protein dimerization activity; DNA-binding transcription factor activity
Source: RefSeq, a predicted model, not a curated record